Molecule: messenger RNA, 2400 nt
Organism: Metarhizium brunneum ARSEF 3297
Lineage: Eukaryota; Fungi; Ascomycota; Sordariomycetes; Hypocreales; Clavicipitaceae
Product: Transcription factor lepE
Biological process (GO): DNA-templated transcription; regulation of transcription by RNA polymerase II
Cellular component (GO): nucleus
Molecular function (GO): DNA-binding transcription activator activity, RNA polymerase II-specific; RNA polymerase II cis-regulatory region sequence-specific DNA binding; zinc ion binding
Source: RefSeq, a predicted model, not a curated record
AUGCCUGAGAGAAGCGAGACCCCGGAAUCCGACGCAGGUUCGCGCAGCAACGGUGAUGGCGACCAACCACCGGCGCGCAAGCGGCAGCGCGUCCGCCUGAGCUGUCUCGAGUGUCGGCGCCGCAAGCUCUCAUGCGACAGAGGCUUCCCGUGUGAGCGGUGCAUCAAGAGUGGCACCCCGGACCGCUGCAGCUACGAGUCCCGGAACGGCGAGGUCGUCAACGCCUCCUCCGGCAUUCCGCCGCCCUUUGCGCAGCUGGAUUCGCGCCGCUUUGGAAUUGGCGGCGGUGACGGCCCGUCCGGCUUCACGUCGAGAGAGGACCAUGAGAGGAUUCGGAGGCUGGAGCUGGAAAUCGCACAGCUCAAAAAUCACCUCGUCAGACCUGGCGGCACCGGCUCAUUCGAUGGCAGCACCGUCGCCGCCACCGACUCACCGGCGACCAGGAAGGAUGAGAACCUGGCCGAGACUGAGGGAGUGCCGCGGCCCGACGUGCAGGAAUGCAUCGAGGCCGGCAGCAUGAGCGGUGACAAGGGCGAGCUUCGAUUCUUCCGCGGCAAGGGCUUCAGGACUCGCUAUUUCGGCCCUCACAAUGCCAGCAUGGCCUUUGUGGAACUGACUGGGCUGUGUCCGUUCAUGAGAGAGACGGCCGAUGAGUGGCUCAGGCCGGUCAUUCUUCACGAUCGCAAAGAUCGCAAGCGUCGCAUGGAGGAUCGCGAGGCCCUGUUCGCGAAGCAGGACCCGGAACUCGAGGCCUUGCUGCCCACAAAGGAGGAGACGGACGCCCUGGUUUCCGUGUACCUCGACCAGUUUGAGCAGAUUCACCGCAUUGUGCACAUUCCCACUUUCCGCAAGGAAUAUGCCGAGUUUUGGAAGCCCGACAGCAAGCAGCGAUAUGCGGCAUUUACAGCCCUAAUUCUGGCCAUGAUGGCGGUGACCAGUUGUGUGCAUACCCACGACAGCCUCAAGUUCAUCGGCAUGAUGUCCAAUGCGCGCCACUGGGCUGAGAAAUGGAUAUGGGCGUGCGACGCAUGGCUGUCGCGGCAGAGCCAGAAGCACCGCAAGCUCAUUCACUUCCAGAUUGCCUGCCUCUUAUACCUGGGGAAGCGAGUCAACACCAUCAAAAAGAAGAGAUUCUGGACCAGCUCCGGCGCUCUCAUCCAAGAUGGUAUUUCUGUUGGCCUUCAUCGGGAGCCCAGUCACAUGGGUGGCAAGAUCACCGUGUACAAUCAGGAAAUGCGCAGGCGGAUAUGGACGACGGUGCAGGAGUUCGACAUGCAGGCGUCGUUUGAUCACGGCCUGCCCACCCUGCUCAGCCAGCUUCACUACGACACCAAUGCCCCGAGGAAUCUGGACGACGAGGACUUUGACGAGGAGACGACCACGCUGCCGCCAUCCAAGCUGGCCAAGGAGUACACCUUCAGCUCGUUCCAGAACCUGUCUCGACAGAGUCUGCCACUGCGGCUGGAGCUCAGCCGUCUGCUUACGGGACCGCUGUCGGACAUUGACUACGACCAAGUGAUUCGAUACACGAAUGACUUGACGCAGGAGAUUGACGCGCUGCCCUCGUGGGACAUGAACAUGGAGGGCUCCAAGGAGAAGAAGAACCCCCUGAUUGCCUACACCCUCCUCCACGUCCAGCUCCGUCAGUACAUCAUCCCGCUUCACCAGCCGUACCUGAAGCUGCGCAAGCAAAACUCCAAGUACCAAUACUCGGAGAUUAUCUACUACAACGCUGCGCGUGACAUUGUGCUGCUCCACGACAAGCUCUACGAGCAAGGCAUCCGGUCUCUCAACUUCCUGCGGGAAGACGCCCUCACCACGGCCAUCAACCUCUGCAGCGUGACGAUGCUGCAGCCACGCGGGUCCACCAACAUGAUCAUGAUCAACUCGCACCACACUCUCAAGCUCAUUGAGAAGUGCAUCGCCAUGAAGGAAGACCGCCUCCUUCGGUGCGGCAAUAACGAGCCAUGGGGCUACUCCAUCAUGUGUGCCGCCCUCGGACUCCUCGAAGCGCACCUGGGCACCAAAACUACCGAGGUGGCCAAGUCGACGUCUGCAGAGCGCUUCGUCAACCUCCACUACAGGCUGCUGGCAAACCAGGAACCCCCCGUGCCAUCUGAAAACAUGCCCGAGACGCCCAUCAGCGGCGCCACGACCCUCUCUGCGCCUGGCCUGGGGCCCAGCCCCGGCCUAGAAGUGCCUGACCGGCCCAAGUCUGUUACGCCAUUUAUAUUCCCACCUUCCAUCCCAACCGUGCCCGUAGACCCAACUACGGCCCCUGCAACAGCAUGGAUGAUUGGCGUGGGCGAUCAAGCACAGCCCUUUAACAUGGAUCCAAGUCUGGAACUCCUUGGCCUCAACCUGAAUGAGCUCUGGGGCGAGUCGUGGGAGCUCGGCUAG